Larimichthys crocea (large yellow croaker) is the source of this 933-nucleotide messenger RNA. RefSeq names its product high choriolytic enzyme 1. Gene Ontology annotation, biological process: proteolysis. The transcript is spliced from 10 exons. The coding region runs from base 35 to 886 and encodes 283 amino acids. Lineage: Eukaryota; Metazoa; Chordata; Actinopteri; Sciaenidae. Gene Ontology annotation, molecular function: zinc ion binding; metalloendopeptidase activity. The record is from RefSeq and is a predicted model, not a curated record.
UCAUGAUUACUGCAAAGUGACGACACCUGUUGAGAUGCCUGAUGGUCUCUGGUUGAACUCAAACAGAAGCUUCUUGGAGGUCGUGUUGUGUUUCAGUAUGUGGCUCCUGGUCUUCAUCUGCGUGUCGACAGCUGCUGGUGCACCUGUAAAUCUAACACAGGAGGCUGACAGUCAUGAAAAAACAGGGAAGGUUGUUGUAGUGCUCGAUCCGCCUCAGCGGGCCAGUGCAGAAACUCAACAAGAGCUUCAAGGAGACGGGAUCGUCCAAGAGGGAGACAUUUUGAUACCAGAGGACAGGAACGCCGUGCAGACCCUGUGGCCCGACGCCGUCGUGCCUUACACCAUCAGUCAUGAACUGGCUUAUCAGGAGGCAAAUAUCCAAGCUGCCUUCAAGAUGAUUUCAGACUUCACCUGCAUUCGCUUUCGACCGCACACCACAGAGUUCAACUACCUCGAGUUCGUGGAUGGAAACGGCUGUGCGUCCUUUGUUGGCUGUCAAGGAGGAGCCCAGGUGGUGUAUUACUCCCAGUCAUGUAGUGUUGGGAACCUUUGCCAUGAGCUCAUUCACGCUCUGGGCUUGCAUCACGAACACACCCGCAAAGACCGGGACCAGUACAUCACUGUGCAGUGGCAGAGCAUUAUUCCAGGGAGAGAAAAUAACUUCAAGACGAAACGCGGGAACACUCUGAACCUGCCGUACGACAUCAGCUCCAUAAUGCACUACGGACAGUAUUUUUUCAGUCUCGAUGGAAGUCCGACUGUGUUGCCCAAGAAUGGCGGGAUGGGGAUGGGUCAGAGGACACAUCUGAGCCACCUGGACGCACAGAAACUGAACAAACUCUACCACUGUGACGAGCGGAUGAAGGAGCUGGGAGCUGUUGGUUAACCUGCAUUUGACGUGAGAUUUAAUAAAAUAUCAGAUCUGUGAAUGGA